This is a messenger RNA of Harpia harpyja (harpy eagle), 2458 nucleotides long. RefSeq names its product R3H domain and coiled-coil containing 1 like (gene R3HCC1L). NCBI's taxonomy places the organism in Eukaryota, Metazoa, Chordata, Aves, Accipitriformes, Accipitridae. The transcript has 8 exons. The record is from RefSeq and is a predicted model, not a curated record. Bases 73 to 2067 code for a protein of 664 amino acids.
GCGGAGCGGCGGGGGACCCGGCGCGGCCACUGGUAUCUCCUAAGAGCAUCUGUUCCAGGCAGUGGUGGCACCAUGCAGCAGGAGGCGGAGGGUGGCCGGCCGCGCCACAGGAAGCCCGACAUGGCCCUCUACGUGCCCAAAGCGCGGCGGGAGAGAGCGGCGCAAGUGGUGGGUGACACGCUGGCCGGGCAUCGCCAGGAGCCUGAGAACCACCGCCUGGCACAGGACUCUUGCCGGGGCAGCGGCGAGGGGCAGAGGCGAAGCCCCCGUGCCAGGACACAGGCAGGCAGAGCGGUGAGGAGGGAGAGCAAGGUGGAUGCCAGCCCAAAGGAGCCGCGGGCAGCCUCUGUCGGGUGCUGCCGGAGGCCGGGAGGCAGCUGCCCUGCUGUGCCUGGGGGCCCGGGGGCAUCACCCAGCGUGCGGGAGCCAUGCUCAGAUCCGGCUGUUGCCCAGCCCUGGGACAGGCAGGACAAAGCAUCCCAUGAUGAAGGACUCGGGGAGCUCAGCUGCAGCCACCGGAUGAUGAGGACCGAGCCUGACCUUCCAUCCCCACCGAGUGCCCAGCCUGGGGCCAUGGAGGCUACCCCUGAGCCCGGGGGCAACCCCACUAGCCCAACACCCCCUGCUAUCCCAACGCUGGUGUGUCGGACAGGGCUGAGUGGUGUGUCGGAGCAUUUGGGGGACAGCACCCCGGAUCCAGCUGGGGACCUCUCCCAGCACCCAGGAGAGGGUGUCCUGCAGCUGGCAGGGCCGAGCAACCAGGGCAGUGCGCCCGGGCUGGCAUGGGAGGUUGCAGCUCUGAAAGCCCAGGAGGAGGAGAGGGAAUGUGGGGAGUCUCUCCUGGCAGGGCAGAGCAAGAGCUGUGCUGCUGGGGUGCCGAAGGAGGAGGAGAGGUGGGGAGGCACGGCUGAGCUUGCCAGGGAGAGCACCUUGGAUGCACCAAGAGGAGCCAGCUGCGAACCCGGGUGCUCGAGGGGUGGUGCGGGUGAUGUGCCAGUGCUCCCAGGGGAGAGCACCCCAGGGCAGGGCAUUGUCAGCCUGUCCCAGCUCCUGCCUGGCAAGCAGGAGAACACUGCUGGUGUCGGGCAUCCUGGUGGGGAGGGUGACCCAGUGCCUGCUGCGGAGGGAGUGGGCAGCACUCCUGCCUGCACAGAUGGCAGUGCCAGGGCUGAGAGUGGCCCGCUGGAUGCUGAUGAGGAGCCGGCGAGCGGAGCGUCAGAGGGGGCACCCCCGGAGAGCCGCGAGCCCCCGCCACACCUGGAGCUGCUGUGCUGCGGCAUAGAGGGUCUCUCACCAGUGGCCUGGGCCAAGGAGCCUUCAGGGGCAGGCGAGGACAUGGGCUCACCGCAGCAGCACCGCUGCAGCCAGGAGGCCGAGGAGAAAAAGGGAGGUCUUCACAGCGGCUCCCCAAAGGUAGAGCAGGCCAGUGCCGGGACCCCAAGCCAGGCCAGCCCAGGUGCCGAGGAGAGCUGGGACGCGCUGUUCAAUGACGACGGGGACUGCCUGGACCCGCGCCUGCUGGAGGAGCUCUUGGGGGGUGAGAAGCGCCGGGAGAGCCGGCAGUCACCCCGCUUCGACUACUAUGGGGCCGAGCCCACCGCACCAGACCUCAGUGAUGCCGAGCUGCCCCACGUCAUCGAGAUCUAUGAUUUCCCCUCGGAUUUCCGCACUGAGGACCUGCUGCGUGUCUUCUGCAGCUAUCAGAAAAAAGGCUUUGAUAUUAAGUGGGUGGAUGACACGCACGCCCUGGGCAUCUUCUCCAGCCCCAUAACAGCACGCGAUGCCCUCAGCACCAAGCACCUGCUGGUGAAGACGCGCCCGCUCUCCCAGGGCACCCAUGCCUCUAAAGCCAAAGCCAGGGCGUACGCCGACUACCUGCAGCCAGCCAAGGAGCGCCCUGAAACAUCGGCCGCCCUGGCCAGGCGGCUGGUGAUCGGUGCCCUGGGGGUACGCAGCAACCAGACACCAGCCCAGCGAGAUGCUGAGCGGAGGAAGCUGCAAGAAGCCCGGGAGAGGAAGCGCCUGGAGAACAAGCAGCGGGAGGAUGCCUGGGAGGGCCGGGACUGAGCUGGAAGACUGCACCUUCAGCCCCACUGAGAACCCCCUGGGGUGCCCGGGCCCUUCUCUGCGGGCAGGCAGGGCACCCUGCAUCUCAGAGCUGGGAUGGAUCCUGCACCGCAUCCAAAAGCACUGGGCUGCUGCACCGAAAGGGCUGAGCAGGACGCGCGCAGGUUUGUUGGUGCCGUGCAGAUGCUGUCGCCGUCAGGCAGCGCUGCCCAUCCUGCCCGGGGCAGGACCCCUGGUGCUGCCUGCUGCAGCGGGAGCAGCCAGCGGGAUGCGGGGAGCUCGGCAGCGAGCAUGCAGGGUCGUGCGGGGUGGCCCUGGCCACCUGGCAGGGCCUUGCGAGCGAGAGUUUCUGUCCUUUAUUUUGCUAAUAAAUGCCAUUUAUUUUACUGUG